Fragaria vesca subsp. vesca is the source of this 2213-nucleotide messenger RNA. RefSeq names its product putative 12-oxophytodienoate reductase 11-like. Gene Ontology annotation, molecular function: FMN binding; oxidoreductase activity. The record is from RefSeq and is a predicted model, not a curated record. The coding region runs from base 163 to 1275 and encodes 370 amino acids. NCBI's taxonomy places the organism in Eukaryota, Viridiplantae, Streptophyta, Magnoliopsida, Rosales, Rosaceae. The transcript is spliced from 5 exons.
CACAAUUGCUUCAGAGCGGUAACCCCAUCUACAACAUAAAUAUUGUUUUCGUAGCAACCGACGUUGUCUUGUAGCUCACUCUCAAAUGUAUAAAGACCCAGUUGUGUCUUCCAUUUAUGUCCAGACCAGAACAACUAUAACUCCAAGAGGUUGAAGUAAGAUAUGGGUGAACAAGCUUCCACACUUCCUCUUCUUACUCCUUACGAGUUGGGAAAGUUUGAUCUUUCUCAUAGAGUUGUUUUAGCUCCCUUGACUAGACAGAGAUCAUAUGGAAAUGUUCCCCAGCCACAUGCCAUCUUGUAUUACUCUCAGAGAACAUCCAAAGGGGGUCUUCUCAUAACUGAAGCCACGGAUAUUUCUAAGACAGCACAAGGGUAUCUAGAUACUCCUGGUAUAUGGACAAAGGAGCAAGUUGAAGCAUGGAAACCCAUUGUCAGUGCGGUACAUGCUAAAGGAGGUGUCUUCUUCUGUCAGAUUUGGCAUGUGGGGAGGGUUUCAAAUAGUGGCUUUCAGCCAGAUGGACAAGCCCCAAUCUCUUCUACUGACAAGGCCCUAAAACCACAAAUAGGAUCUAAUGGAAUUGACGUUGAGGAAUUCACACCUCCAAGACGAUUAAGGACAGAUGAAAUUCCUCAAAUCGUCAAUGAUUUUAGACUUGCUGCAAGGAAUGCAAUGGAAGCUGGCUUUGAUGGGGUUGAAAUUCAUGGUGCCCAUGGCUACCUUAUCGAUCAGUUUUUAAAAGAUGAAGUAAAUGACCGAACAGACCAAUAUGGUGGAUCUCUAGAAAAUCGUUGCCGAUUUGCACUAGAAAUUGUUGAAGCUGUUGUAAAUGAGAUAGGAGCAGAUAGAGUUGGAAUCAGAUUCUCUCCAUUUGCCAACUAUAUGGAAUCCGGAGAUUCUAAUCCAAUGGAUUUGGGCCUUUAUCUAGUCAAUUCCUUGAACAAAUAUGGAAUCCUGUACUGCCACAUGGUUGAGCCAAGAAUGAAGACACUUGGAGAAAAAAGUGAAUGUCCCCACAGUCUUGUACCCAUGAGAAAGGCUUUUAAUGGUACCUUCAUUGCUGCUGGUGGUUUUGACAGGGAAGAUGGAAACAAUGCUGUGGUUGAGGGUCGUGCAGAUCUUAUUGUUUUUGGUCGGUUGUUCUUAGCUAAUCCUGAUUUGCCCAAGAGGUUUGAGCUUAAUGCUCCUUUAAACAAGUACAUCAGAAAGACAUUCUACAUAUCUGAUCCGGUUCUUGGCUACACUGAUUAUCCAUUUCUUGACAGCAGUGCUUGAGUAUCCAACCGAGUAUGUAAGCUUGAACUCUUAUAUUUUAUUCCUGAAUUGGUCUGCUUUAGAGUCUUCUUGUUACUUUCAUUUCAGGGUAUCUACACUUAAAAAUAAACAUAAAAAUAGUAAAUACCAAGUUGCAGAGGCUGGUUAAGCAGACUGUGUUUCAUAUUGUAAAUUGUUGUACCCUGCAAGUGCCCUGUCAAGUGUCUUAUGGUAGCUUGUAGCUAAGUGAAGAUGCAAACUGAUUGUACAAGAUGAAAUCAAUAAAAAAGUCCUGUCUUUUGACUUGUGCCAACUACUUGUUCUUAUGUUUUUGUGUAUCUUAAUAAUCAAAGAUACCUUAGGAUACUUUACCUUUUGAACUUGUUAACUAUGGCAACUGGAUUUUACUGUUCACAUUUACUUGUAAUGAUAUUUCAUUACAGGGGAGAACUGAACAUUAAGAAUCCAUGCUAUUCCUAUAGCUUCUACGCGUGCAUGAUCCUGAAUUCCUGAUUCUUCAUCAUCAUAUUGGUUCAAAGCCUUGUAUGAACAGGAAGUUUUAUCUUUACUGGUGAUUGUUGAUCUUUGAAAUUUUAUUUUUGAAAGAAUUAGGGAUUGUGAAUUUGAGCAGGUCUAGACUGGAGAAGGUGAAGGAAGCAUGCAAAUAUCUCUUCUAGAUUCCAGACACACAUGAGCCAGUCUUAUUAUUCACAGGUAGAUGUUCUUCUUCACUCUCUACUCAUUGGUUGAACUGUAGUUUCCCCUGAAACUGUAAGAAGUGGGACGUUUCAUUUCAUGAGGAAAUGCCAACUACUCUGCUGGUUGGCAAUUCCUGGAUUGUUUUAGGCAAUUAGGAACGUUAGGAGGGGAUCAUAUUGGAUAGGUUGGCAAUUUAUGGUUAAAUGGUGCAAAUUGAAGGUAUACAGACACAGUUGUCUUUUAUUCAUAUUUUCUUAGAC